Molecule: messenger RNA, 1221 nt
Organism: Doryrhamphus excisus (bluestripe pipefish)
Lineage: Eukaryota; Metazoa; Chordata; Actinopteri; Syngnathiformes; Syngnathidae
Gene: ankrd9
Product: ankyrin repeat domain 9
Source: RefSeq, a predicted model, not a curated record
UUUUGUGAUAGGGUGUGUGUGUGUGUGUGUUCUGGUUUGCGUACACACAGACGUCCAUAGUGUAGUCGAUCAUAUAUCAAUAAUCAAUCACGUGACAAUGUUCGCUAUGCGUGCAAUGCAGGACAGGCCCUGCCCCCAAAGUGCGCAUGUACGCGGUGGGCGGGCUGUUGACGGCCUAUAAAUGUCCUAAAGCUGAAGGCGCCGCGGACACACACGCAGUCCCACAAGGCUCCCACUGGAGGGACGUCUGUGGUCGGCUGUGACGUCAUGCCGUGGUUGCUGUCGUCUCCACCGGAAGCCGCGUCCUCGUCGCCAUCUCAGCGGCACUGUGAGCGGACCGCCUUCUCUUUCUACUGCGCCGUGCGGGAGCAACUUCCGGUGUGGCUGCUGGAGGACAUGCGCAGUAUGGAAGUGUUCUUCUGGGAGGACGGCCGCCCGCGCUCCUUCUCGCCGGCCGACGCGCUGAUGUACGCGCUGGUGCACGACCACCGGGACUACGCGCAUUACCUGCUCAACAACUUCUCCGUGAACGCGCUUCACGCGGCGCGCUGCAACGUGUGCCGCAGCAGCGGCGGCGCGGCACACCUGCACAUCGCGGUGCGCUACAACCGCCGCGCCAUUCUCGGCCUGAUGAUGGACGCACUGAAGGACUUGGCGCCAGAGGGCUGGCGGCGGGAAUACCUGGACACCUGCGGCGGGUGCGCGCACGCGGCCGACGCGGGGAAGACGGCGGUUCAGCUGGCCGUGGAGCUGUCGCGCGUGGACUGCCUGCUGCUGCUUCUCGUGCACGGCGCGCGACCGCAAGGUCUGGAUGCGGCGCUGCUGAGACUCGGCGGCGCACCCGCUGCCGAGCGGGAUGACGCCCGGCGCUGCCUCGACCUGCUGCUGCUUUUCGUGGCAGAACCGAAGGCAGUGCGCCCCCUACGGGACGAGCAGCAGCGCUGGCAAAACCUGCUCGGAAAGGACUUGUUCAGCUGGCUGAGCGGUCAGGCCCCACCCCCUCUUCUGCACCAGGCUCUUAGGACUUUAGUCCGGUCGGUCCCGGGUCAAAUCCGCCAGUUGCCGGCUUUCCUGCGGCCACACAGCAAGAUGGGACCAGAUGUUCCGUUGCCAUGGAAACAGAGUACAUGAUGCUUUGGUUAUGGCCGACUCAGGUGACUUUUUAGGAGCAUCGGCUGAUGUACAUUUGAUUUUUUUUUUGCAUAAUAAAAAGACUUGGUU